Molecule: messenger RNA, 2034 nt
Organism: Exophiala spinifera
Lineage: Eukaryota; Fungi; Ascomycota; Eurotiomycetes; Chaetothyriales; Herpotrichiellaceae
Exons: 4
Coding region: 1-2034 (677 amino acids)
Biological process (GO): positive regulation of transcription by RNA polymerase II
Cellular component (GO): nucleus
Molecular function (GO): DNA-binding transcription factor activity, RNA polymerase II-specific; transcription cis-regulatory region binding; zinc ion binding
Source: RefSeq, a predicted model, not a curated record
AUGCCUCCUCGGUCUCGAGCUGGAUGCCCCCGAUGUCGUUCGAUGAAAAUCAAGUGUGAUGAGACCAAGCCGAGCUGCAGACAAUGCUUGAAACGCAAAGUCACCUGUCCGGGCUACAAACGUCCGAUCAAAUGGAGUGACAAACACGAAGUCUUCAACGCUUGGAGACCGAAGCCGCCUUCUGCACGAGACUCAGGACCGCUCCCACUCAACGCGGUCGACAGUGCCAGUGCGACAGAGCCAAACCUGCUUGUCGAAGCAUUUCAACCGACGCUGAGAGCACGACCAACCCAGAUUGCCCCCACAACAUCACACAGCUUGGUUACGGACGUGGUGUCCUCAUCUCAACAGACACAGCCCCGGAACAGCAACGAUCCGAACCAUGUUCCUUUUCCACCUGCCGUAAACAACGAUGACAACGACAGAUCUACCGCCGACAUCUUGCGUGAGGAUCUUCGCGAGUGGUUGACAAGCCACGAACCGCUGGCCCUCUUGGAACAGCAAGACUGGACUUGGACGAUCGAGGGGUCUGGGUUGGGCAGUGGCGAAGGUUCGACAUUCAGCGCCACGUUAGACUGCUGGGAUGCAGGCCCGUCACAGGGCAGCGAAUUUAAUCAAGCCUUGGUACAAUACUUUUUCGACAACCUAUGUGGCAUUCACUCCGUGCUCGACGACACAGCAGAGCGUUUCAAAGCCCUAGUCCGUCGCUAUCUGAGCACGUCUCCGCUCCUUCACAAGAGCGUCGUGUGUAUGGCCGCUGCCCAUUGCUUCCAGGACGACGAGUCCAUGCUCUCCACAUGCCUCGAGUGUCAUACUGCUGCGGUCAGAUCUUUAUCAGAGGCAGUUUUCCAAAUCGAGACAGUUCUGGAGCAGUCGACAGACUCCCCGCAAAAGUCAGCACUGUCUGACGAAAACAUGUUGCGCAAAUUGGAAGAAACUUUAUUGGCAUCCAUCAUCCUAGGAUUUUGCGCACCUUGGUCCGAUCCACGAGACCUUGGUCUGCCACACCUCCGUGGAGCCAGGAAAUUAUGCGAAUACCUUGUCAACUACGUAACCAAGGACGGCAGAGAACCAGAAAAGGCACUGAUGAACACAGACCACCACUUCUUGAUAGGCGCAAUGUCCUAUUGGGAAGCUUGCAUGGCUUUCGUCGUAGAUCAGCCCAAAACAGUGGUGCACUACCUGUACCAGUUUUGUCAGCCCACCAAAACGACAUACAUCCAUAUGUUUGCUGGAAUCAGUCUACCACUAUUAGUCACGCUCGCCAGGGUCGGCAUCUGUGUUCGCCAGAACAGGGCUCUGCGAAACAUGGUUGGGGUUGGCUGGAAAGAUCGAGAAUCCUAUCAAAUUCUCGCUUCCGAGGUCACUCAAGAUGCAAUCGAAGUGGCCGAAUAUGCCCUCGACUACGAAAUCCCUGCCGAUGAGACUUUCGACACGAAGACCCUCGGCUCCUCUACCUAUCGGCAACUCAAGGCAUUCUCGCAAAUGUGCAGGUUUGCAAUCUUGCUUGAGCUACAACGAAACUUCCCAAGUCUCCUGGACUCCCAGUUUGACGAUGCCGAGGCCGCCACCCCCGAAAGUCGCCCUUUCCCAAGAACAAUAAGCCUCGAUCGCUGGUAUUUUGAGUUGUCAGGAGCAAUCCUCAGCCAUGCACAAGACAUUCCCGAAGGAUCCACGUGUGGCUUGUAUCAAACAAUCCUGCUGAUCAUCUGUGGGAGCGUACUACGAGCCUCCAAGAAUACAAGCUCUGUAUUUUCUCGCCAGCGUACCUUGCGUGACAAGGCGGAAACCCACGUAUUAUCGACUCUUGCACGACAUGAGGAGCUUGACAAACGUCGCGCCUUUAUCCGACGGCGCUUGCAGUCUAAUUGUGCUUCAUUUGGCCUGCGCCAAGUCUUCUCUAGGGCAGAGUUGCUGUUGGAGGAUGUCUGGAACGAAUUUGAUGCUGGCACAGGUGAAGGCGAUGACCUCCGGUCCAGUCGUCACUGGAUCGACGUUAUGGCUGAUCACAAGUUGGAAACAUUCUUUGGCUGA